This is a messenger RNA of Neoarius graeffei (lesser salmon catfish), 1218 nucleotides long. It is a transcript of the gene lhx1a, whose product is annotated as LIM homeobox 1a. Gene Ontology annotation, molecular function: DNA-binding transcription factor activity, RNA polymerase II-specific; RNA polymerase II transcription regulatory region sequence-specific DNA binding. The transcript has 5 exons. The coding region runs from base 1 to 1218 and encodes 405 amino acids. Gene Ontology annotation, biological process: neuron differentiation; regulation of transcription by RNA polymerase II. Lineage: Eukaryota; Metazoa; Chordata; Actinopteri; Siluriformes; Ariidae. The record is from RefSeq and is a predicted model, not a curated record. Gene Ontology annotation, cellular component: nucleus.
AUGGUCCACUGUGCAGGCUGCGAGAGGCCUAUACUGGACAGGUUCCUGCUCAAUGUGCUGGACAGAGCGUGGCACAUCAAGUGUGUGCAGUGCUGCGAGUGCAAAUGCAAUCUGACUGAGAAAUGCUUUUCUCGAGAAGGGAAACUCUAUUGCAAAAAUGACUUCUUUAGGCGCUUUGGGACAAAGUGCGCAGGUUGUGCUCAGGGCAUCUCGCCCAAUGACCUGGUCCGCAGAGCGCGCAGUAAAGUGUUCCACCUCAACUGCUUCACCUGCAUGAUGUGCAACAAACAGCUGUCCACGGGGGAGGAACUCUACAUCAUAGACGAGAACAAAUUCGUGUGCAAAGACGACUAUUUAAGUAACACCACCGUGAAAGACACCAACCUUCUCUCGGUAACAGCCUGCAGUGAUCCGAGUUUAUCGCCCGAUUCCCAAGACCCGCUUCAGGACGAUGUGAAGGACUCGGAAAUCGCCACCUUGUCGGACAAAGAAACGGUGAACAACGAGAACGACGACCAGAACCUGGGCGGGAAGCGGCGCGGCCCGCGCACCACCAUCAAAGCCAAACAGCUCGAGACGCUAAAGGCGGCGUUCGCGGCCACGCCCAAGCCCACGCGCCACAUCCGGGAACAGCUCGCGCAGGAAACCGGACUCAACAUGCGCGUCAUCCAGGUGUGGUUCCAAAACCGGCGCUCUAAAGAGCGGCGCAUGAAGCAGCUGUCGGCCCUGGGCGCGCGGAGACACGCGUUUUUCCGGAGUCCGCGGAGGAUGCGCACGCUGGUGGACCGCCUGGAGCCAGGAGAACUCAUCCCCAACGGCCCUUUCUCCUACUACGGAGAUUAUCAGAGUGAUUACUAUGGACCAGGAGGGAAUUAUGACUUCUUUCCUCAAGGGCCACCAUCCUCACAGGCCCAGACCCCAGUGGACCUCCCUUUCGUCCCAUCAUCAGGACCCACUGGCACCCCAUUAGGGGGCAUGGACCAUCCCAUCCCUGGGCAUCAUCCAUCUAGUGAAGUACAACGCUUUUCAGACAUCAUGUCUCACCACCCAGGAGAGUCGCCCAGCCCAGAACCUGGGAUCCCUGGACCUCUGCACAGUAUGUCGUCUGACGUGUUCGGCCCUAGUCCCUCGUUUACCUCACUCUCCCUCAAUGGAAGCGGAUACAACAACCACCUCUCCCAUCCCCCUUCGGAAAUGAACGAGGGCACGGUCUGGUAG